GCCACUCCAGCCAUAAAUCCCCUAUCGCAGCGUGGGAUUAUAUUCCCGAAGGAAUGCUUCGAUGAAUGCUUCACUGAUGAUUCCCAGAGGACUAAAGGAAAUUGUCGUCGAAUGGAGGAGUGUCCUUCGGCUAUGAAGAAAUGGAUCGAAAAGCGGGAAUCCCCAAAGACCUGUUACUUUGUUAAAUUCGAUCACUUUGUGUGCUGUGAACCGGAAACACCUUUACCGGAAAUAUCCACCACAGUACCCCCAGAGACACUACCACCCACAGCGAACCCCUAUACGGCGGCGCCUCUGAUAAAACGAAGAAGUCAGGAGGCUUGCGAAAUUUACAACCGAGUGGACCCUCUCAAUGAGAACGACAUAGCCCUUGUGAUUCAGGUGGUCGGCGGAACGGCUACCCGAUACAGAGAAUUCCCCUUUAUGGCAGCCCUCGGAUGGCGAUCCAAUUUUGAUGACAAGAUCAUAUACUAUCGGUGUGGCGGAGCCCUUAUCUCGGAGAGAUUCGUCUUAACGGCAGCUCACUGUAUCGACUUUGGCGGCGAUCCCCCCAAUCAGGUGCGCUUGGGCGGCGACAACUUGACCCUGACAGAGGGCGAGGAUCUGCGUGUCCGCCGGGUUAUUCUCCAUCCCGAGUACGACUCCAGUACUGACUACAACGACAUCGCCCUGCUGGAGUUGGAAACGCCGGCCAAGUCGGAACUGAAGCCCGCAUGCCUUUGGCAACAGCCAGAGUUGACCAACACCCUGGUUACAGCCAUCGGUUACGGCCAGACAAAGUUCGCCGGCCUCUCCUCCGCUCAGCUUCUGAAGGUACGGCUCCAGCUGGUCUCCAAUGACAUCUGCCGGUUUCAUUAUUCCUCGGAGCAGCUCAGCCGUGGCCUGCUGGACAGUCAGAUGUGCGCCGGCGAUGACUCCGGAGAGAGGGACACGUGCCAGGGCGACUCCGGGGGACCUCUGAUCAUGCGGCAAGGUCUCUUGAGUUACGUGGUGGGCAUCACUUCCCACGGACAGGGAUGCGCCAGUGGUCCGCCCACGGUCUACACUAGAGUGUCCAGCUUCCUGGACUGGAUCGAGGGGCAUGUGUGGCCGCAGGGAGUUCAAAGGCAGGAGCCACAAAAGCAAAAUCUUGAAGGCGCAUCGAAGGCGCCAUCGACCUCUCCGCAGUUUGAUUUGAGGGUUAUGAUCUGAGGUCCCUAAAUCUAAAAAAAUUAAAUAUUAAA
This is a messenger RNA of Drosophila bipectinata, 1223 nucleotides long. Its product is annotated as trypsin-1-like. Gene Ontology annotation, molecular function: serine-type endopeptidase activity. The record is from RefSeq and is a predicted model, not a curated record. NCBI's taxonomy places the organism in Eukaryota, Metazoa, Arthropoda, Insecta, Diptera, Drosophilidae. Gene Ontology annotation, biological process: proteolysis.